AUGGCGCCCUCAGUCUACAUCCUCUUCCACCGCGACAGCGACGUCAGCGGCACCUCGACCAUCGUCUCCGUCUUCUCCGAGCUCCAAGACGCCAACGCCGCCUGCCUGCAACAAGCCGCCGAGGCCAAGGUCGAGCCCAAGAUCCAGGUGCCCCGCGAGCCGCUCCGCUGGGAGGCCCCCGACGGCACCGCCUGCUGGGUCGAGAAGCACGCCGUCGUGCCCCGCAAGACGCUCAACCCCGUGCGGCCCGAGAGCCCCAAGCGCAAGGACAGCAGCCUGUACGAUAACGACGAGGAUGAUGUCAUUGAGGUGCAGGACCAGGAUGGUCACUACGACUAA
Messenger RNA from Ilyonectria robusta, 339 nucleotides. RefSeq lists its product as uncharacterized. The record is from RefSeq and is a predicted model, not a curated record. The transcript has a single exon. Lineage: Eukaryota; Fungi; Ascomycota; Sordariomycetes; Hypocreales; Nectriaceae. Bases 1 to 339 code for a protein of 112 amino acids.